GUACCGGAUUUGUCGAGAGAGAGAGUGGCAUUUCUUUCAAGAAUUCAGUAAAAGAUAUGGGGACAGAGGGUGACGAUGGACACGUGGCAGGAACACAUUUAAUCUCAGCCACAAGAACUCGCAGUGCUCACAACCAAAGAUCCUUUUCGCUCCUCCAACCUUCUCGACCUUUCUAUUGCUAUUUUAUUUUAUUACAAAAAAAAUUCAGUUUUAUAUUUGAGAUUUGUGUCGAAAAUCAGCAUAAUCCUACGUGGCCCUCCCUGUUCCUAUUUGGCUAUAUCUCCUCUCUGAUCUGUUUUCUCUCACUCCUUCAUUUAUACACCAUUGAGUCUAUAACUGUUCCUCUCUCUCUCUCUCUCUCUCUCGAUCUCUCGAGGAGUGAAGCUCAGGUCUUUGCCUUUCUCGAAUCACUUUUUUUGUUUUCCCAAUUCGUUUAAUUCUUGGAGCUAUGGCUGCCGAAGCUAAGGAUCAAACUGCAGGGUCUAGCCAGGAUGCUUCUGGAGUUGUUAGCUCUGAAUCCGCGGCUGCUCAAGCUGAUAGAAACAGCUAUGCACCUAAGGUGAGAAAACCCUAUACCAUCACCAAACAAAGAGAGAGGUGGACUGAGGAGGAACACCAGAGGUUUGUCGAAGCUCUGAAGCUAUAUGGUCGUGCUUGGCGCCAAAUAGAAGGUGAGUGUGGUAUAGGGUUGUUCCACGCCAUAAAAAGGUCUUCUUCAAACUCAAGUUUGUUCCAGUCUUCAUUGUCUUUUAAGUAUAAAGAUCUUUUUCUGAUGAGGUCUUGUCGUCAUUCAGAGCAUGUGGGCAACAAGACUGCCAUCCAAAUCCGGAGUCAUGCCCAAAAGUUCUUUGCCAAGGUCACUAGGGAUUCAUCUGUUGAUGCUGAGGGAUCAUCUAGUCCGAUUGCAAUCCCUCCUCCUCGGCCGAAAAAGAAACCCUUACAUCCUUAUCCUCGGAAAAAUGUUGAUCGAGCAGAAGUCACGGCCACACAUCAACAAGAAGGAGUGACUGAUGAUGUUUCUAUUGCUAAAGGAGAAAACUACUCUCCAACUUCAGUUUUUUCAGCAAUUGGCUCUGAUAACUUAGAAUCCUCAGUUGCUGAUGUGCACAAAUCUCGACUCUCGCCUGCUUCGUGUGCUACAGAUGAUUUUUCUGCUAACUUAUUCACAGACAACGACCAUGAAACAUCAAAUACAUCUUCCAAAGAGGAUCAUGGUUUUGGUUUACCAAUGAAAAUAUCUUCUGCUUCACUCCCCGAUAAUAAAUCCACCAUGAAGUUUGAACUGUUUCCGCAGGAGACAGAAUCUACUUUGGAUUCUGUAUACAGCGUUGAGCCUUGCACAAGCAUCAAACUCUUUGGAAAGACUGUCGUGGUAAGAGAUACUCCAAAACAAUCUUUAGAAGUCACGGAGAACUCUGAAUCAUCACAGCCUGGUCUUGUUAAUGAAGAGUCGGAGAGCAAUAGUGACAACGUUGUUAAGGGGUUUACUUCUAACAACCUAGAUUCAGAAGUUGCUUUUGGAUUUGUUUCAGGCAAUGCAGCUCCUGUGGCUAACGUAUACUGCCACGUGGAGAACAUGUUUGCUCUGCCUUGGUAUACUUGGUACCCUCGUCCUGUAUACCCAUAUGCGUUAUCUUGUGAGAGAACAGCUGCGCAGAAAGGCUUCAAAGAAGAACUAAAAGAUGAAGAGAACCAAAUGGAAGGUUCUUUGGUUGGUUCUAAUGGUGGAUCAACGGGUGGGUUGAAUGGUGAUAGUCGAAAUUGUGACGUUGUGGAGUCCAAGCAUCAGUCAAGUCCCAGGAAAGAAUCUGCAAAAGGUUUUGUUCCAUAUAAGCGGUGUUUGGCAGAAAGGGAUGAUGAAUCAUCCUUAUCUCUUCUGCAGGGGCGGCAGGGGCAAAGAGCACGCGUCUGCUCAUAGCAUUCCUUUGGUAUAAUCUUACCUCAUAACUCUUUAACCUGCAUCAGUCAGCAAGCCUUAUAUAUGCAGCUUCACUGCUCGGUUGAGAAACUGCAUUGCCGCUCGCCUUCGGUUUAUACGUCUACGACAGAUCUUUACUGCCACAUGUGAAGUUUCGAGCUUCUUUUUUGGUGCAGUUAUCAAGUCUAAACACAGAGACAAUGAUGCUGAGCAGAACAUGAUUCAAUCGUGUAUUUUCCUUUGAGAUAUGUUAUGUUUCGGAUUCUAUUGUUUUCGCAAGUUCUGUAUUCAAUUUUUGCUGCAAAUGCAGUUCUUUCUCUUUCAGACUCAUCUAUUUGUUGUUGGACAAUUUGUAAAAAAAAUUCAUCAAUAAAAGGGAUGGUUACUGAAGUCAUAAA
Molecule: messenger RNA, 2316 nt
Organism: Salvia miltiorrhiza (redroot sage)
Lineage: Eukaryota; Viridiplantae; Streptophyta; Magnoliopsida; Lamiales; Lamiaceae
Product: protein REVEILLE 7-like
Exons: 4
Coding region: 449-1918 (489 amino acids)
Molecular function (GO): DNA binding
Source: RefSeq, a predicted model, not a curated record